Messenger RNA from Sungouiella intermedia, 2205 nucleotides. The record is from the annotation of a GenBank genome assembly. Lineage: Eukaryota; Fungi; Ascomycota; Pichiomycetes; Serinales; Metschnikowiaceae.
AUGCAGUUUGCAGAUAUCGAGAUGCUUGACAUCCCCGACGAUCUGUCGGUGACUCUGAUGUCACAGACGGAGUCAAUGUCGGAUUCCCCCCAGGAUAAGGUGGAGAAGUCCAAGGAGUAUCCGACCGUUCAAGAAUGGCUCCAUGGUGGACCAGACUUGAAGUUUCAAUUUGACGAGAAUGAGUACAAACGCAGUGCACGCCACAAGGACGACUUCUCCCAUGCACAGACAGUUUACAUCACCCAACUAUAUAAGAUCGUGGAGGACCUCUCCAACAACAAUGUUACCCAGGUGGACUUGGACGAGUUGGACGAGCCUGUGGGUGUGAUCACUCUGGCCAAGGAUAUUGGCAACAAUUGUGAUCGCGAGUACAAGAUUGCCAAAAUCAACGAGGCGUUUGGCAAGAUCUUGGAUGCUUUCAAUGUGUUCUACGAUACCGUGAAAGAAAUCGUGGACGACGAGGAUGCCGCUGCCUACGAGGACCUCCUGUCACUUUUGGACUGUAUUCAAGCCAAUACAUUUGCUAUAACUGAGAAGCAGAAGCCUGAGCUAAUAAUUCGCUGGAUCAAUCGUUAUGACCCUAAGCCAGAUAACCUGUUUAUCGAUGCCGUCAUGUACGACACGCCCCAGCCGUACUUGCAUCCACUGUUCUGGAACUUGUACCUUGGAGAUUUGCUCACGCGUGGAAUGUUUCCACAGGCGGUUUUAUCACUUCAGAACUCCAAGUACGACGAGCUCAAGGACACUUGUCCAGAGUUGCAUACUAUCAUCUCAGACCUCAUCACGGUGCUCGACGCAUACACGUCGAUGGCAUUGAAGGGCCAAUUUGCCGAAUGGAAGUACACUGUUUGUGGGUACAGAGACAAUUUUAAGAAACAAAAGGCACUUAUUACAGAUGCUCGUCACAUAGCCAUAGCUUCGCAGAUUCACGACUUGCUCUGCGUCAUCAGUGGCCUCCCCAAGACCAUUUCUGGCUUUGUCACCUCGUGGUAUGAAAUGUAUGGCGCAUUAGCGUUGUACCAGGUGAGAGAUGACGACUCUGUCUAUGACGAGUACUUCAAACUUGCGAUUGCUGAGAAGGGCUCCAACUCUGCCAUCAAGUUGGAGCAGGACUUCUGUGACCUAUUGACUCAGAAAUACUUGAGGGUGAUACUCGCCAUUGACAGCUACGAUACGCCCACUGCAGCCUACGUCAGCAAGUUGUUUGAGUUGAAAGGUCUUUUAACCAACUACUACGACGAUUUGGCAACAAAGUCGUUGAAGGAGUCGGGAACUUUGUUCCACCGUCUGAUUUCAGACUAUCUCUUGACACGCCAUGCUUAUGAGUGCUUCGAGGUGCACCUGCUCGUUCCGGUAGGUGUCGGAUUGCUCUUAAAUCCUGUGGUCACGCCUUCUUCAGAUUCACUGACCAGAAAUCGCCAGGUGAUUAGUGAAUUCUUACCCCACUAUGAAUGCUUCACUAAUGACGAUAUGGAGUGGGCCAUGACGGUCUGCGCCAAGCUCAAUCUCACAGACACAAUCAAAAAGCUCUACUUGAAACAAGGUGAGAAGUCCUUGAAGGAGGGUCACAUCUUCGAAGCUUUGAAUAUGCUUGUUAACUGCUACGAAGAUGUAAGUAGUUCCGAUGGAACGUCGGCUGCUAUGACCAAGAUCCACUACAUUGCAUGGGAAUUGCUUUUCCAAGACUGUUUACUCAAUAGUACACCAGUUCCAGAUGAGUUGAUCCAGAAUAUCGUCACCAAUAAUAUUGACUCCACAUUUGAAGUUCAUCCGGUGAUCAGACAGUGCUUAUCACCUUACGCUGUUCUUGUUGAAUAUUUCAGCCACUUGGGUGAGGCAAAGUUUUUCUCCAAGAACAUUUCUCGUUUGUUUCACCUUAUUCGCUUCAAGUACAUGCCUCAGAAGUUCGUGCCACUCUUGCUUGCCCAACUUCUUCCGUUUUUUGCCGAGGACCAAUUCGAGUUGCCUCAAUUGAUCGUCAUUAUUGAGUUGAUCGACUCUGUGGAGCUUCAGGCUAAGGGCCACGAGGAAGAAUUGGAGGAGUUGUAUCAGUAUGCUAUAGAGAACGUCCCAGAGAACGUUCCUCAAGAUUGGAGAAAUGCAUUGAAGGAACAGGGCAAGGAGAUCCCAGGUACAGUGACGCAGCUUCUUAAACAGAUUCGGAAGCACAUCGUGGUAAAGAUUGGGCAGGUCUACAUUAAGUAG